ACAAUAAAUAAAAUCAGUGAAUACGAUACGAAGUGAUGCGCCGUUAUGCGUUGCCUGUAUAUUGUGAUCAAUUGAUAACGAAGUCAGGUUAAAGCAAUUUUCAAAUAUUUUUUUAAUAAAGUUGGAAAUAACCAUGAAUGGAUGAUAUAUGAUUAUGUGGACUUAUAGGCUGAUAAAUUAUUAUGUAGACUUACUCUUAGACUUUUUUGCAUUUUUUUAAGGGGGAAAAAUCAUCAAAAGACUUCUCCCGCCUGGGUGAGGUGGGAAGGAGUGUCAGACUCUUACUGACUAAAAACCACCCCGUUCCUUCUCCUGCACUUCGAGCCGGAGCCACGGUAACCCGUUA
Messenger RNA from Spodoptera littoralis (African cotton leafworm), 346 nucleotides. The record is from the annotation of a GenBank genome assembly. NCBI's taxonomy places the organism in Eukaryota, Metazoa, Arthropoda, Insecta, Lepidoptera, Noctuidae.